GGUGAGGGGCUGGCCUUUUUGUUCCGCUGGAGAAUCCUGCUUGAACGGUGAGCAGGAGCACAACAGACCGUCAAGAAAUCCCGACGCCGCGGACAAUCGGCGAAAGCACCGGACCGGAGCUGCUAUCACUCCCCGACGACAGAAGGCUGAGUCGGAAUAAGACGCUAUCGUCCUCCAGCUCUGCCGUUAGUAGCUCCAGGGUCAACGGGCAGACAAGCAACGGGCUGCUAUCGCCGUUAGCCUCAACUCCUCUGCGGGUCUGGGGGGCUCGGGUAGGGGCAGGGGGCGGGGGUACACCGAGAAGGGAAAAGACUACACGCCGAGAGGAGGGGGCUGGAAGUCUGAGACGCUUCCAGCCUGAAGGGGCCGGCGGUUUGGCCACAGCACCCCCGGACUAGCUAGCUUGUACCCGCGCGGCUAAGUGAAUGGGAUGGAGCCGGGACCGUCUGGCGCUGUGCCCAUGGGGGUCUUCCCCCCACCUCUGCAGCAGGUGUUCCAUGCCCCCCGCCGGCCAGGCAUGGGCACUGUGGGCAAGCCCAUCAAGCUACUGGCCAACUACUUUGAGGUGGAGAUCCCAAAGAUGGACGUCUACCAUUAUGAGGUGGACAUCAAGCCUGACAAGUGCCCCCGACGAGUCAACAGGGAGGUGGUGGAAUACAUGGUGCAACACUUCAAACCACAGCUCUUUGGCGACAGGAAACCGGUGUACGACGGCAAGAAGAACAUCUACACGGUGCUAGCACUUCCUAUCGGGAGUGAGAAGGUGGAUUUUGAGGUGACGAUUCCCGGGGAGGGGAAGGACCGAAUCUUUAAGGUGUCUAUCCGUUGGCUGGCCAAGGUGUCAUGGCGCCUGCUGCAGGAGACUCUGGUCAGCGGCCGGCUGCAAGUCCCUCUGGACUCAGUUCAAGCCCUGGACGUCGCCAUGCGCCACCUAGCCUCUAUGAGGUACACCCCAGUGGGCCGUUCCUUUUUCUCCCCACCUGAAGGAUAUUACCACCCACUGGGCGGGGGCAGGGAAGUCUGGUUUGGUUUUCACCAAUCUGUGCGUCCUGCCAUGUGGAAGAUGAUGCUGAACAUUGACGUGUCUGCCACGGCCUUCUACAAAGCCCAGCCUGUAAUUGAGUUCAUGUGUGAAGUCUUGGACAUUCACAUUGAUGAGCAGCCCAAGACUCUUACUGACUCGCAAAGGGUUCGCUUCACCAAGGAGAUUAAAGGCCUGAAGGUGGAGGUGACCCACUGUGGCCAAAUGAAGAGGAAGUAUCGAGUAUGCAAUGUCACCCGACGUCCUGCCAGUCACCAGACGUUUCCCCUCCAGCUCGAAAGUGGGCAGACAGUAGAAUGUACAGUGGCCCAGUACUUCAAGCAGAAGUACAACCUGCAACUGAAAUACCCCCACCUACCCUGUCUACAGGUGGGCCAGGAGCAGAAGCACACCUACCUGCCCCUCGAGGUGUGUAACAUUGUAGCAGGUCAACGGUGCAUCAAGAAGCUGACGGAUAAUCAGACCUCCACUAUGAUCAAAGCCACAGCUCGCUCUGCACCUGACAGGCAGGAGGAGAUCAGUAGGCUGAUGAAGAACGCUAACUUCAACCUGGACCCGUACAUCCAGGAGUUCGGUAUCAAGGUCAAAGACGACAUGGCCGAGGUGACGGGCAGGGUGCUCCCAGCUCCAAUCUUGCAAUACGGAGGACGGAAUCGUGCCAUCGCUACCCCCAACCAGGGAGUGUGGGACAUGAGGGGGAAGCAGUUUUAUAACGGUAUUGAGAUCAAAGUGUGGGCCAUCGCCUGCUUUGCCCCCCAGAAACAGUGCAGAGAAGAAGUGCUCAAGAACUUCACAGACCAGCUGCGUAAGAUCUCUAAGGAUGCUGGGAUGCCGAUUCAGGGCCAGCCAUGUUUCUGUAAAUACGCCCAGGGAGCUGACAGCGUGGAACCCAUGUUCAGACACCUGAAGAACACAUACUCUGGACUGCAGCUCAUCAUUGUCAUCUUACCUGGAAAAACUCCUGUCUAUGCGGAGGUGAAGCGUGUGGGAGACACCCUCCUUGGCAUGGCCACACAGUGUGUUCAGGUGAAGAAUGUGGUGAAGACGUCGCCUCAGACCCUCUCCAACCUCUGCCUCAAGAUCAACGUCAAGCUGGGAGGCAUCAACAACAUCCUGGUGCCUCACCAACGGUCAGCGGUGUUUCAGCAGCCGGUUAUCUUCCUGGGAGCCGACGUCACACACCCUCCUGCUGGAGACGGCAAGAAGCCCUCCAUUACUGCCGUGGUCGGCAGUAUGGAUGCCCAUCCCAGCAGAUACUGUGCCACAGUGCGAGUCCAGAGACCCAGACAGGAGAUAAUCGAAGAUCUGUCGUACAUGGUGCGCGAGCUGUUAAUUCAGUUUUACAAGUCGACCCGAUUCAAACCCACCAGGAUCAUCUUCUACAGAGAUGGAGUUCCCGAGGGGCAGUUGCCACAGAUUCUCCACUAUGAGCUACUGGCCAUCAGAGAUGCAUGCAUUAAACUGGAGAAAGACUAUCAGCCAGGCAUCACUUACAUUGUGGUGCAGAAACGCCAUCACACGCGCCUCUUCUGUGCUGACAAGUCUGAAAGGAUUGGGAAGAGUGGGAAUAUUCCUGCAGGGACUACAGUGGACACCAGCAUCACUCAUCCCUUUGAGUUUGACUUCUACCUGUGCAGCCACGCAGGCAUACAGGGUACCAGCAGGCCGUCUCAUUAUUAUGUUCUGUGGGACGACAAUCGCUUCACUGCUGAUGAGUUGCAGAUCCUAACCUACCAGUUGUGCCACACUUAUGUGCGUUGUACCCGCUCUGUCUCCAUUCCUGCGCCAGCCUACUACGCUCGACUCGUAGCCUUCCGUGCCCGCUACCAUCUGGUGGACAAGGAGCAUGACAGUGGAGAGGGCAGCCAUGUGUCCGGUCAGAGCAACGGUCGGGACCCCCAGGCGUUGGCCAAAGCCGUUCAGAUCCACCACGACACCCUGAGGACCAUGUACUUCGCCUGAGCUCCUCCAGCCUCCACCAACGAUCCACCAACGAUCCACCGACCGAUCGUUGAUUGGUUUCCUCCCACCUCAUUUCUACCUGAGUGGGCACAUGGUCCGCCACCACCUCCACUCCCUUCACCCUCACCACCACCACCUCAUCCUCAUCCCUUAUCCCCAAUGACUGCCCACUACACAUCAACUCCACCAACCUGCCGGUCGAGUCACCCGAUUCCAAGAAACACAAGGCCCUUCACCUAUAAAACAGGCAGACUCUACAGCCUCAUGCACUCAAAAGGUUAUGAAUAUUAUUAUUAUUGUAAUUUUGUUGUUUUUACUUUACCAGGACUAUUGCUCUUUUUAUGUUGAAUUUUUAAAAACGUGGGUAUUAUGUAAUUGUAUUGUACGCUACCUUCACACUCCUAUGUAUGUAAGUAUGCAAUACGGAUGGGAGGGGGAUAAUAGGCGAUGAAAAAAAAAAAAAACGCGUUUUUUAACUGCCACCACAAUGCUGCCUCCUUACCAAUCCGAAUGCCGGAUGCCAGUGUUCCAAGCCCCUUACCACGGGGGUUCCUCAAGAAGGGGUGGUACUGGGCACGCACACUUACAUGUAUCAUUUUAAAGUUAUGUCAUGAACUACAUUCAUGUUUUUAAUGUUUUUUAAAUAAUGUAUUUUUUUUUUAAACAGCCUUGAGGAGUCUGAGGUAAUGGUACAUUUAGCACUUAGUGUUAGCAUGUAGGUGCCAUGAGUCCUGCACAUAAAAAAAAAAGAUUUGUUAGUACGUGUGAGGCUAGCCCUCUGGUCUUUAUAUUAGCAGAGACAGAAAAGAGCAGGCGUAGCAUAUCGUAGACACAGAAGAGAAAUCCUACCGCACUCUCUGUGCCAGUUGGCCAGUCCCUUAGAGAAUUAGCCUUAUAGAGGCAGACUUAGCAUAACAGUAGAGGGACCAUUUUGCAUAGAGUGUGUCAAAUAUACUGUACUUGCACCCCAUGCACCUAAACCAGCAUUAUUAACCAGCCAAAAGUGAUGCCAACCAAUGGAAAAAGGGGCACUUACAUAGGAAGAUAAUCUUUUUAUUUCUGCAUGUUCUUUUUGGAUUUUAUGAGGCACUUUUUUUAUUUACCUUUUGCGAUUUUAUUUUAUUUUAUUUUUUAACUUGACUUCAAAACGGUGAGAUUGUCUGUCCUGAGGCUUGACUACUUUGAAGUUUUCACGCUCUAAACACUUGCAUAGCUUUUCAGAACCGAAGGGGCAAUAGGCAAGGUCCAACACACCUCCGUAGAUUUGAAUACAGGCAAAUAGAGAGAAAGAAAAGUCUGUAAUCACUCAAGUGCUGCAAAAAAGCUGAACUGGAAAAUUCAGCUUAUCGACCUUGCUCUUGAUCAUUCUGCACAUUCCGACGUGUAUCGGGGCAGAGAUGACAUCACACCAUGCACUCUAAAAACGCAUCCACCUACGCACUUCAUCUUUGCAUACUUGCCUGCACCCUUACUACACCCGUCCUUUGUUCUAUUCUUCCCUCUUUAGACUCCCAGUAUUUGGUAGCAGAAGCACACACAUUUCUGCCCUCUUGGCCUCUUUCUUGGUGUGUAUUGUCUUUCAAUGCACUUGUCCCCCUUUUUCCCCCUUUAUAUUAUAAACUGUCAUCCAUCAUCACCUCCUUCUCCUCCUCCUGCUGUCUUCUUCUCACUUUUAACAUCACACACCUGCAGCAUCCCCUGCCCCCAAUCCCCUAGUCUGUGUUAGCCAAUCCCCAUUGGUGCUCUGUGUGCAUGGGCGGCACAGAUAAGGGGGACCGCUGCAUUGGAAAGGGUGGGCAGUUAUUACUUCUUAAUAUGCCCUGCCUUUUAUAUCUAGUCACUUUCUGGAUUUACAAAAAAAAAGAAAUGCAUGUAGUUAUUUUUUAAUGACUGGAUAUUCUGAGCCACCUUAUUCUGGUUUCCUUAGAGGUAGGAGCCUUGCGCUCACCACUGCCUGUCAGUCGUUUUUUGCCUCGAUUGUGUAAUAGUUACAGAGACUGCUUUUUUUUUUUUUUCUUUUUCAUUAUUAUGAUGAAUAUUGUGACUAGUGUCAAAGUGUAUCCUCAAGAGGGCACUGUGGAGACGGUCUCAAAAUUCCACCUCAGUUGCCCUUUAAGCGCCUCAAAUCUUGUCUGACGGUGAAAAAAACACCCCUUUGAGCUGAAAGGGAUCAAAAGAUAAGAGAUCAGAUGAGUUUGAUUUUUAAAUCAUGUUUAUGAACUUGCAUAAUCAAAAUGCCUUUGUACACCAUUUUACUGAUCCUUCAUUGUGUCCAAGGUGAUUUGUAUAUAUAAAUAUAUAAUAUUAACCUGUUAUGUAUUUCGGCUCACCAGUUGCUGGGCCUUUCACAGUUGGGGCCAGUGUUCUUAAUCACCCCCCAUUCUGUGACUUAAAGAAAAAAAUAUCAGUCUGGGGGGGAGCAUUUUUUCCAGCACCACUGAAUUCCAGAUGCAGUUCUUCACUCACUGAAGCCACAAAGCACCUUGUAAAUGGGGGAGACGAAAUGGCAAGUCACCCUGGAAAUGCAUCAUGUGGACAGCGGAGAGCGCACUCCUCUCCACACAGCCUCACUGUCUGACUAAGCAAUAUUGAAGCCACUGAUCAAGAACAGUCCUUGUCAUAGCACUUCCCAAUAGAUUUGAAUGAAAGGACAUGGAAGCAUAUUAUUUUGGCUCUGUAUGUGAUAGUAUGGGAACUCUGUUGGGGAGGGUUAUUUUUUAAAGAAAAUAAAAUUGUUUUUUAUUAA
Molecule: messenger RNA, 5750 nt
Organism: Sphaeramia orbicularis (orbiculate cardinalfish)
Lineage: Eukaryota; Metazoa; Chordata; Actinopteri; Kurtiformes; Apogonidae
Gene: ago1
Product: argonaute RISC component 1
Molecular function (GO): protein binding; RNA binding
Source: RefSeq, a predicted model, not a curated record